AUGUACUCUACCGGUCGCGGCGGACUUAAGCAACUCCUCCACCCUUAUUACAUCGUCAACAUACUUCUGAGUGUUAUCUUCCCUUGUUGCAAAACUCUUCCUGGACUGUGUGAAAUCCUCUUCGACAACUGUACUCUAGAUUUCCAAGAAUAUGAAGUCAUCAUAUUUUUGGCCAGUUUCAUCACUAUUCGCAAUAAGCGACAGUUUUCCAUAACCGACUAUGUUGCUCACUUCUGUAUGUAUGCCAAGUUGUGCAAUCUCUUCAUGUUUUGGCGUCAGAGCUUGGCCUAUGCUUGCCUUUAUGGAGUUUUGUGGAUCCUCCAGUCUUCCUUCCUCUUCCAACCUGUGUACAAGGGUCCAGAGGCAGUUCUCUACUUCCGUCCUGAAACCUUUGAUGAGGUUGUAAAACAUGGCGAUCCCCGUGUCACGUGGAUUAUAGCCUUCUACACCGCCUGGUCGCCGGCCUGUAACGCACUAGCUCCGAUAUUUUCAGAGCUUUCGCACGAUUAUGCGCUGCCUUUCUUGAAAUUUGGCAAGGUCGACGUGACCCGUUCACCCAAUCUAGCCCGCGCCUGUAACGUCGACAAUUCGACUUGGUCGAAACAGCUGCCCACCAUAAUCAUGAAAAAACUCGAGCUUAUUGCACUUGUUUCUUGGCAAGACGCUUACGAAGACUUG
Dibothriocephalus latus is the source of this 678-nucleotide messenger RNA. Lineage: Eukaryota; Metazoa; Platyhelminthes; Cestoda; Diphyllobothriidea; Diphyllobothriidae. The record is from the annotation of a GenBank genome assembly.